Molecule: messenger RNA, 960 nt
Organism: Notothenia coriiceps (black rockcod)
Lineage: Eukaryota; Metazoa; Chordata; Actinopteri; Perciformes; Nototheniidae
Product: WD repeat-containing protein 7-like
Exons: 4
Coding region: 20-943 (307 amino acids)
Cellular component (GO): cytoplasm
Source: RefSeq, a predicted model, not a curated record
CGCGUUGGACCGCUGUGUGAUGGGGAUCACGGCGAUAGAGAUCCUGAGCGCCUGCGACGAGCUGGCCCCAGCCACCGUGGACGCUCUGAGCCACUCUGCAGUGAACCUGAAGCAGGCCAUGACCCGCCGCAGCCUGGCCGCGCUGAAGAACAUGGCCACGCACAAACUGCAGACGCUCGCCACCAACCUGCUGGCUGCAGACAACGCCGACAAGGGCAACCUGCCGAAAUACUCCCACAAUGCCCUGGUGGUGCAGGCGAUGAAGACCAACCUGACGGACCCCGACAUGCACGUGCUGUUCUUCGACGUGGAGGCGGUGAUCAUCCAGCUGCUGACGGAGGAGGCGCAGAGACCCAGCCCCACCCUGGUGUCUCCAGAGACGCUGCAGAAGAGCCAGGCCGGGGCCGACAAGGGGGGGUCCUUCCUGGCCAACAAGAUCUUCAAACAGGUGAAGGAAACGAUGAAGGAGACCAUCAAGGAGCACCUGCUGGACGAAGACGAGGAGGAAGAGGAGGAGAUGAGGAGGCGGGAGGAGAAGUCCAAGUCUCUCAGCCUGCUGGAGUACAACCUGACGAUGGACACGGCCAAACUGUUCAUGUCCUGCCUGCACGCCUGGGGUCUGAACGAGAAGCUGGACGGCAUCUGCCUGGAGCGGCUGGGCAUGCUCAGACCGCACUGCCCCAUCUCCUUCGGCCUGAUCUCCAGAGGAGGUCACAUGUCCCUCAUGCUGCCCACCUUCAAGGAGUCUCUGCUGCGACAGUUGUCCCUGGCGACGGGUCUGAAGCUGACUCUGACGGACAUCGUGGGGAAGGGGACGUACGGCGUGUCGAGAGCCGUCACCACGCAGCACCUGCUGUCCGUCAUCUCUCUGGCCAACACUCUGAUGGGCAUGACCAACGCCACCUUUGUGGGAGAACACAUGAAGAAAGCCCCCGUCAGGUAACUAUUUCCGUUGACUCC